AUGGAGGACAUUUUUCGACCUUGGACCCUUGCAGGCUGUUUCAUGACGCCCGAACUCUUUCCUCCCCUCUUGUACUAUGUGCGACAUGGAACAUCCCAUACUCUGUUUGGGCCCAACGGCGACAUCCUCACCAAAAACCCAGACAAGAGUCUUAACAUCUCUUCCCGCGACGAGUUUGAAAUGUUAGUCCGCGGGCAUCUCAACUGGCAGACCAGGGGACCAAGCUUCUUCAUCUCGACCUUUUUCAACAAGAGGGAGGCGUGGCGCUGGGGUCUGGAGCGCGAGCCCAUGGCGGUCCUGUACACGAUCGAUACACGACGACUACCCGUUCCCUGGCCGGUAGUUUGCGCCGGAGUCCACACUCAGAACACGCUUGAUGCCGACUUCUUAUUUCUUUCUCAUAUACCAAACCAGGCGAUCAUCCGUAUAGACACCGUCCGCCCUCACCUCCCGCAAGGCCUGGCUCCUGGCGAUUAUUCGAACCCUCCCACACCACCCACACUUGGAUUUGUCCCUCCUCCUCCGCCCUACGUCGAGCCUACUCCUGGGCCCCAUGUUCGGUUUGCGUCCCCGCCGCAAAUCGCGUCACCACCACAGUACUCGGCACCGCAGCACUUCUCGUCACCGCCGUAUACCACACCUGGGCGGUACAUCACGCCUGUGCCGCCUGUCGAACCCCCUUCUCAGGUUCCUCCUGUUGAUGAAUCACAGGCCAGGUCUGAGUCCGGUAGCACACGUGAGCCCGAAACGGUUCCUUUGCCAGCGCCGUCUUCCACGUCACAGCCACGUACCCCGCCAUCGCAAGUCAUACCAGGUCAGAUUGUCGAGUCCCCCCCUAAGCUCUCACCUCAGCUGCAGAAGGAGACAGCUGUGUCCGAGCUGCCGGUUCCUUCGGGGACGGAACCAGCUAUUGCGUUCGAUUUGGAGCCGGGUGUUGAGCCGCAGCCAGAGCUCAUGCCAGGUCAGCUUGCUGAGUCCCCUCCUCAGCUCUCACCUCAGCUCCAGGAUGAGACGACUGUGUCCGAGCUGCCGGUCUCUUCGGGGACGGAAUCACCUAUUGCGUCCGAUCCGGAACCGGGUGCCGAACCCCAGCCAGAGCUGGGCCCCGAGGUAGACUCUGAGGUCACUGCUGCGCCUGAGCCCGAGAUACCCAACGGCGUGCCUGGGACACCCAACGGCGUGCCUGGAACAUUUGUCCAGUCUCUCCCCAUACGACUUCUCCAGUCCAAUCUUGGGACGCCUGCCGGAACCAGAUUUGGAAUCAAUUUCUUUGCAACGGAUUACGGAGAGACUCCCGAGUCGCCCCGUUCUGAGCAAGCUGUCAACUCCAACCCGGAGGCGCCUGCAACUAACGGGAUUCAUAUCAACGGCGUACCUGGAACACCCAACGGCGUAGCUGGGACACCGAAUGGCUCUCUCCCCGUACUAGUUGUCCAGUCUAAUCCUGGGACGCCUCCCGGUACCAGAUUUGGAAUCAAUUUCUUUGCGACGGAUUACUCGGAGACUCCCUCUCCCGAUUCCCCCCUUUUUGGGGAAGCUGUCAACUCCAACUCGGAGGCGUUUGUACCUCUUACUAACGGGUUUCAUAUCAAUUUCUUUGCGGAGGACUAA
Neurospora hispaniola is the source of this 1611-nucleotide messenger RNA. RefSeq lists its product as uncharacterized. The coding region runs from base 1 to 1611 and encodes 536 amino acids. Lineage: Eukaryota; Fungi; Ascomycota; Sordariomycetes; Sordariales; Sordariaceae. The transcript is spliced from 2 exons. The record is from RefSeq and is a predicted model, not a curated record.